This is a messenger RNA of Hyalella azteca, 1461 nucleotides long. RefSeq lists its product as uncharacterized. Gene Ontology annotation, biological process: glycolipid biosynthetic process; anatomical structure development; regulation of transcription by RNA polymerase II. The transcript is spliced from 9 exons. The annotation marks the transcript as partial. NCBI's taxonomy places the organism in Eukaryota, Metazoa, Arthropoda, Malacostraca, Amphipoda, Hyalellidae. Gene Ontology annotation, cellular component: membrane. Gene Ontology annotation, molecular function: DNA-binding transcription factor activity, RNA polymerase II-specific; RNA polymerase II cis-regulatory region sequence-specific DNA binding; galactosylceramide sulfotransferase activity. The record is from RefSeq and is a predicted model, not a curated record.
AUGCUGCGGCGGAGGUGGUGGCAGCUGCCGGCGCUGGCCUGCGCGGCGCUGCUGGUCGUCUGCUGGACGCGACGAUGGCAGCCUGACCAGCGGCACGACCACGCCAUACUUAUCAGCUUCUAUCAUAAAAAGCGAAAAUACUGCGGAAUCAACAAUUUUGAAGUCAAUAUCCUGCUGCGGUACGGCGAGAAACACAACUUGUUCUUCGCUCUGCCCUCGCACAACUACUUCGGUGGCGGCAGGUCCUACGUGAGAAAGGAAAUGAUCGACGCGCAGUUCGAGAACAUCUUGGGCUACGACAUCUACGCUAUUCACUCCAGGUGGAAUAUCACUGAGAUGAAGCGAAUAAUGCCGAACGAUACAAUAUUCAUCACGAUUGUCAGGGAGCCUUCCGAGCAAUUUAUCUCCCUAUUCGACUACACAAACAUGGAGGCGUUCCAUAAAAUGAACCUGACAACGUACGUCAAGACCGUCCAUGCCAACGACGCGCGCAUGUCAGGCUACAUCGGCUACAAUCAGAUGACCUGGGACUUGGGCCUUCCUGCUGGCCAGUUCCAGAACAUGACGGCCGUGCAGGAGCUGGUGGACGAGGCAGAUAAACUCUUUGAUUUGGUGAUGGUGACCGAGCGCAUGCCAGAGUCGCUGAUGCUGCUCCGUCGGCUUCUCUGCUGCGAGCUGGACGAUCUCUUCGUGCUUCAGGUCAACGCUCGCAAGCCCAAGCUCCGAGUGUCUCAUGGCUGCGUCUCCAAGAUCCUAGCCAGGUACAACGAAACAGGCUCCUACCGACCGGGCGCGAUCGGCGGCAGCAAGCCUCGAGUCACAACACCCAAAGUCGUCAACUACAUCAAGAACAUCAAGCAGAAAGACCCUGGCAUCUUCGCUUGGGAGAUCCGAGAGAAGCUACUGAAGGAUAACGUGUGCGACAAGUACAACGUACCCAGCGUGUCAUCCAUCUCAAGGAUCAUUCGAAACAGGAUGGGCAGUUCUCUUCACCAGAUGGCGCCGUCUGGCCCGUACGAUGUGAAGCCUUCCUCAAGCAUCUACCAGAACCUCUACCCUGCCUACACUGCUGCCGUCACGGGCUACAUCGCCCCUGCCCAUCAGCAACAGCAGCAGCAAACCCAUCACCAGCAGCAAGCGUCUCAUCAUCCAAAUCAUCAGCAACAAAUUGCACAAAAUCCUUUACUUUUACAGAGCCAAGCGCAUCAUCAGCAGUCGUCACAGACUGGAAACUCUUCGUCCAAUCCGUCCACUCCAUCGUCAGAUACUCCGCCAAUAGCAGUCACUCCGAUCCCCACAACGGCAACUCACCCAGACCAUCGGGGCAACCAUCAUCAAAACGCCUCUAGCAACAACAAUCCUGUAAAUAAUAAUAACAUUGGACACACCAAUCAAGUUUCUGAGAAGGCAGGAUCUCCGGCAACAGCUCCUGCGCACCAAAGAAGUCCAUCUCCGUCCUCC